AUGAAGCCUGUUGUGCUUAUUCUAGGAGCUGGUGCUAAUAUCGGCGCCUCAGUCGCAAAGAAAUUUGCAGCUAAUGGUUAUCUCGUUGCUAUAUCGGCUCGGGGAUUGAGAAAUGGAAGUUCACCUGAAGGGUACUUGCUCAUCCAGGCCGAUCUGGCAGAUAAAUUUGCGGUUCCUCGUAUCUUUGAGACAGUUAAAUCAGCAAUUGGAACCCCCAAUGUCGUCAUAUACAACGCUGCGUCGGUUACUCCAUCUUCUCAUCCCGAUGAUAUUUUUUCCAUCUCCCCCGACGCUCUCGAGCGAGAUAUUUGGACCAAUAGCUUCAGCGCUCUAUCCGCUGCCAGAUGCGCUGUGGUAGGGUUUCACAAUCUCCCUCAGACUUUCAAAAAGACAUUUAUAUAUACGGGCAACUGGCUCAAUACAACCAUAUCGUCUUCAAGCUCUAUGCUUACACUGGGAAUCGGCAAAGCUGCAAGCGCUUACUGGAUUGGAGCUGCAGAUCAGCAUUAUUCGCCAAGGGGCUACAGGUUUUUUUAUGCCGACCAAAGAACCUCAGAAGGAUCGGCAAUGAGAUAUGGGCCUGAUAGUGAGGCUCAUGCAACGUUCUUCUAUGAACUAGCGCCAAGGGGAGACGAGGCACUGCCAUGGCAUUGCACAUUUGUCAAGGGGAGAGGAUAUGUAGAUUUCAACUAG
This is a messenger RNA of Trichoderma breve, 693 nucleotides long. Its product is annotated as short chain dehydrogenase domain-containing protein. The coding region runs from base 1 to 693 and encodes 230 amino acids. The transcript is spliced from 3 exons. NCBI's taxonomy places the organism in Eukaryota, Fungi, Ascomycota, Sordariomycetes, Hypocreales, Hypocreaceae. The record is from RefSeq and is a predicted model, not a curated record.